This is a messenger RNA of Exophiala aquamarina CBS 119918, 1086 nucleotides long. RefSeq lists its product as uncharacterized. Lineage: Eukaryota; Fungi; Ascomycota; Eurotiomycetes; Chaetothyriales; Herpotrichiellaceae. The transcript is spliced from 2 exons. The record is from RefSeq and is a predicted model, not a curated record. Gene Ontology annotation, molecular function: metalloendopeptidase activity. Gene Ontology annotation, biological process: proteolysis. Bases 1 to 1086 code for a protein of 361 amino acids.
AUGACUCUUGUAACACAUGCGGGCCACGCCUUGCAGGCAACGCCAGUCUCAGGCUCGUUGCUUACGGCGAAACGCAAGAGUAAGGAGCGCUUUGGAAUUGCCUUUGGGGAGUUCGAAAUCUACGACGCAGCGAAUGACAAGAAGAUCCCUGGCACCUUUCGUGCGGACGAGGAGUCAUUUAGACCGACGAAUGACAUACAGAUUGAUGUCCUCUAUCACUGGCUGCGGAAAAUCCACACAUUCUUCCUCAAUGCUUUCAGUUUCAAGUUCUUUGAUGGGAAGGGCAAUUCGAUACAGGUCAGCAUACAUUAUGGAGUGAAAUGCAUGAAUGCGUACUGGAAGAAUGGCACAGUUGUUCUUGGAGAUGGGGACAGCUUUGGUCUCUACGAUUUCUGGACAGCAGAUGACAUUAUCGCCCACGAGAUCACUCACGGCAUCAUUGCGCACACUAGCGGCUUGAAGAAUCGCGACGAGACUGGCGCACUUAAUGAGCAUCUUGCAGAUGUGUUCGCUAUUUUUUACAAGCAAUAUCAGCAGAGUCGCGAUAGUGAUGCUGCCACGUCAACAUGGAUUGUUGGGGAGAAAUUAUUUGUCGGUUCUCAACUGGACCGCCCGAAGCCGACACCAGCACCGGCAGGCUUCCCAAAAAAUAUUUCUUAUAUCAUUCAUGGCAAUGAGAACAGUCCGUCAGGUUGCUACGUGGUCACGGAUCCAAACAGGCCUUUCUCUCAGCAUUGGCAUAAGCCACACUUGCGCAAUUUUGAGGAACCUGGAACGUCCAACCCGCCCCAGCCUUAUCACUGGAGUGACAGGAAGACAGUGGCGUACGAUAGGGGUGGCGUACAUCAGAACUCCGGCAUUCCAAAUUUCGCUUUCUAUAGGGCUGCGAUUGAGGCUCGUGGGCCUGCAUGGUCAGGCGUUGGCCAGGUCUGGUUCCGUGCCAUGCUGGACCCGAAUCUAGACGCAGAUUGCACAUUCAAUAUGUUUGCUGCCCUUACAUUGCAGCAUGCGGCUGAAUUUGACACGAAAUUGAUAGAGCCAAUCUGCAAGGGAUGGUCCAAAGUGGGAGUUGCUCUGAAAUCUUAA